AUGGCUAUCAUCCCUGGCUUUCCCGGUGUCGAGGUCACCAUCGCCGUUGGAGAACUUGUAGUUCACGAGUACUCUGACCCUGCUGGUGGAAAGCGCGGCGUUCUCGGCGCUAUCGGAGACGCGAUCAAGAGAAUAUCCAAGUUCAUUGAAGCCAAAGACAAGGAAGGCUUUGUCAUCCGCCUUAAGGUUACCAGCGACUAUGACUGGAGACACAAAAAUCACAGUCUUAACAUUGCUGUUCUGAUCGACGGCAAGUGGGUCAAGGGAGAGCUUUGUCGCUCGCAUAACACUCACACGAGGCCCUGGGAGCGUGAUAUCUCUCAUCGAAUCAUCAAGAAUCCCCUCGCCCAGACGGGAUACGUCUCUCAGACCUUCGAGUUUACGACGAUCAAGCACAUCGAGAAUGCAGCCGAAGAUCAGAUUGACGAAGACGCCCUACUUGCCAAGCAGCUAGGCUCCAUUGAAGUCCUCUUCUACCGAACAGUAGAAACUGAUGGCAGAGAGAUCAUGCCUCCUCCUUCGGGCAACGAAGAUAAGGAGGUCGCGGUCUCGACUGAGUCCAUGAAGGGUAUGGCUCUCUCGCAUGGCACUAGCUACGCCAAUACUACACCAACGCUCAAGCCAUCAUACGUGAAGUGUGAUAACAUUGAGGAGGAUCACGGACCCAUUGCCGUCUUCCAGUUCAAUUAUCGAUCGCGAGAGGCUCUCAUACAAGAGGGCGUGAGCCCUCGCCCCAGUCACAGCCGUGGACAAUCCAGAGGGUUGCCUGGUCUAUCUCGGGAGGAGAUAGACGGUCUUGCGCACAGGCAACUCAACCGCAGCAAGCAAGCAGCUUCAGGGUCUGCAGAUAAUGAUGAACUUGAAGAGCGACUGAAGGCGGUCAAGGACGAGAUUUCCGCGAGAGAUGCUGCCAAAGAGAGAGCAGCGCAGGUACUCCAGGACAGACUCCUCAAGAUCAAGGAAGAAUCCCAGGUUACGCAUAAACGCCAAGCCCCGCCGCCUGAAGGCUUCUUCCAGAGAGAAGAAAGUUCCUUUCCUGAGAUCCUCCCCGUCAAGCGAGAACAGCGGCAACCAAGAGAGAAAACCCUUACUAGGAUUGACAACCUCGAGGAGGGCGACGACAUUGACGAUGUCCCCCUGAAGUCUGAAGGUCUCGCGGCGGAUGCCACCAUUAGCCGUGACAUUGGACAGACAAUAGUCAUUGACGGCGAAGACGAGGGUCACGAAGAGAAACCUCAAAUACAUCAGGCCCCUGAGGCAAUGAUCUCCAGAGGCUUUGGGGAGACAAUCGUCCUUGAUAAGGAGGAGAAGGUUGUUCCCAAGGGACAGCCUGCCGUGGGUGCGCAACGUCAUUCCAAGAACCAAGCCAUCGUCAUUGACGACGAAGAUGAGACCGAUCGGGAUCCGAUUGUCUAUGGAACCCGUGCCAUGAACAAAGGCAAGGCUAAGGCACGCACUCUCCCAUCUUUCGAGCGUUCCUUGCGACGCGAGCCUGCCAUCGAGCAGGAGAACAAGCAACCCGAACCUACCAUCGAGCAAGAGCCCAAUGCACCAGUUCAGGACGCGAUAAACCACCAGACUCCUGCCAAAGACAAAGAAGACAAAGACCCUCAAGAGGAAGAUCUUGAGGACCAAUGCCAGCAAUGCCCCGAGCCUCGUGUCUUCUUCAUUGAUGAAGAAGGCAAUGUUCACAGCGAACUCAGCAAGGAACCCAGUCCGGCAUUCCAACCUGCACAUGAUGAGCAGGCCUCUGGCAUUCAUGCGGCGGAAGAUAUUGAGGCGGCACAUAUACUUCUAAGUAUGCAGUAUGGACAUGCAGUCCCUAUCGCCAAGGAUGCGCCUAUUGACGAAAACAAGCCUGCUGUCGCCGAAGACAAGCCUGCUGUCGCUGAGGAGGAGCUGCCUGUCGCCGAGGACGAGCUUUUUGUCGCCGCAAACGAGCCUGUUGCAGCAGCCGACCAAAACUUGGACGGUGAACCCAUGGAUCUUGACAUCCCUGAAGUCAUGGUCAUCGAUAAUGAUGACGACAACGAGGACGUCAGACCCAUGGUUAAGGAAGAAAAAGUCAAGCCUGCCCAGGACGAUCAGGAUGACGUUCUUAUCUUCGUGGGAGAAAACCAGUCCGCCACCCCGCAACAGCUCAUGAACGACACGGACCAAGUUCUCGGCGACCAGGCCGGCAACAUUCCCGUAGAGGUGUUCCGCCAGGAGUUUGAACGUUUCUCGCAACGAAUGUUCAAUAUUCUCGAUGGCCAGCAACCUGCUGCAGCUCCGGCCCAACCAUCUCUCCCGUCUUUUGAGCGUUUCAACCCAGCUCCUGCCCCUCUCCCAACUCAGACCCCGUCUGUCAACAACAACGCCUCUGGCAGAAACCGCACCAUGACAAAGCAAGAGAUUCUCACAAAGCGACAACUCGACGAGAUGGACGAGCAGGUUGACCUCUCAGCUCCGCUCUGGCGUCCGCGACCCCACAAGAAGUCGAAGACUGCAGCUGGACAGGAGAUCAUCGAUCUCAUUGACUCUGACGAUGAGUGA
Molecule: messenger RNA, 2535 nt
Organism: Anthostomella pinea
Lineage: Eukaryota; Fungi; Ascomycota; Sordariomycetes; Xylariales; Xylariaceae
Source: the annotation of a GenBank genome assembly